This is a messenger RNA of Diatraea saccharalis (sugarcane borer), 711 nucleotides long. The record is from the annotation of a GenBank genome assembly. NCBI's taxonomy places the organism in Eukaryota, Metazoa, Arthropoda, Insecta, Lepidoptera, Crambidae.
AUGUCUACGAAACGUGAGUAUCCUAAAAUAUGGAGAGAAUUCGAAAGAACAGUGGAUGAUGGAACAUUAAAAUUCGUAAUAGAAGAUAUCCCCGAAGCCAUGUGGAUCACUGCUGUAGAGUUUAUGUUGGGGAAUUAUAUCAGAGAAGAUAUCUGGUGGAAAAUGGCGGGCACAGCGAAGGAUUUAGAGGCCGUGCAAGAAUACAGAGUGCUUUUGACAUCGAUAAUUAAACAGAAAAUGAGUUUGGCAUGUUUCUUAGCGGAAGGAGAUGGAUCAGGACACACGCUCGUCGGAGUUAACUUAUGCUUGCCGCAGGAGAAGGGAUGCUUCGUCGAUCAUGCCCCGCCUAAAACAAAGGCUGGCUUGCUGUCACUGCGAAUGUUUGCGGAGGCCAUGAAAGUGACAGCGAUUUAUGAUAAAUACAAAGCGAAUAAAUAUCUCAUGGGAGCAGGCCUUUCUGUUAAACCAGACUACAGAAGGCUGGGUAUAGCUGUGGAGUUACUUAAGGCCAGGGUAGAGCUGUCAAAGACGUUGGGCUUUAUGGUGACAGGAGGCAUAUUCACUAGUGCCCCUUCUCAACGUGUUGCCGAAAAAGCCGGCAUGGAAUGCCUCUACCAAGUCACGUACAAGAAGUUUGGGAAACAGUGCAAUAUUGUAUUCGAUACCGAAACUGAAUACCUUAAGAUAUUUGGAGUUAGCACUAGUACAUGA